AUGCAGGCCAAGAAGCGGUACCUGCUUGUGUCUGUGGGGGCCGGUCUUCUCUUCCUCCUUUACCUGUGGGCUCUGCAAGUCGGGGAUUACCACCAGAACCAGCCAAACCAGUACCGCUAUAACAGACACUUCUCCCAGUUCCCCCAGUAUCCUCACCAGUACCAGCAGUAUCAGGAGUACACCUACCAUCAGCGAGGCGGAGUGGAAAGCGUGGAGGCGUUUCUGCCCGGGCCCCAGCCUCUGCCCCAGCGAAACCCCUCUCGACUGCCCCGACACUGGACUGGGACCACAGAGCCACUGGAGCCCUACCUGGAGGGGGGAGAGCAGGAGGAGGACAGCCCACAGCUCCAGCACCAGCACACGUCUCCUCGCGAGCGCAGGGCCAUCCGCGACAACAUAUACAGGAACAGGCGCUGCCGCAUGGAGACCUGCUUCGACUACAGCCGCUGUCAGUCAGGCUUUAAAGUGUACAUCUAUCCCCCGCAGAGAGGGGACGAGAUCUCAGAGACCUACCAGAAGAUCCUGUCCGCCAUCGAGGAGUCACGCUUCCACACCGCUGACCCCUCCAAGGCCUGUCUCUUCGUCCCAUCUGUGGACACUCUGGACCGGGACCUGCUCUCCAGCCAGUAUGUCCAAAACGCUCGCACUCGGAUACAGAGCUUACCCAUGUGGAACGACGGCAAGAACCACCUCAUUUUCAAUUUGUACUCAGGCACAUGGCCGGACUACACAGAGGAUUUGGGCUUUGAGGUGGGACAGGCCAUGCUAGCCAAGGCCAGUGCCGAUGUGGUCAACUUCAGACCCAACUUUGAUAUCUCCAUCCCUUUAUUCCCAAAGGAGCACCCGCUGAAGGGAGAGGCAGUGGGCUAUGUGACUCUGAGCGACGCACCGCCAUCCAGGAAGUACCUGCUGGUUUUUAAAGGGAAGCGCUACCUCACGGGGAUCGGCUCCGAGACCAGGAACGCCCUUUACCACAUCCACAACGGGGACGAUAUUAUCCUGCUGACCACCUGUAAGCACGGCAAGGACUGGGAGAGGCACAAGGACACCCGCUGCGACCGAGAUAAUCAGCAGUACUCGAAGUUUGACUAUCAAGAGCUGCUCCGGAACUCCAGUUUCUGCCUUGUCCCUCGUGGCCGGCGUCUGGGAUCCUUUCGCUUUCUGGAGGCUCUGCAGGCUGCGUGUAUCCCUGUGAUCCUGAGUAACGGCUGGGAGCUGCCCUUCUCUGAGGUCAUCGACUGGAGGAAGGCGGCGGUCAUCGGAGACGAGAGGCUGCUGCUACAGGUGCCCUCCAUCACCCGGUCCGUGGUCCGUGACAGGAUCCUGGCUCUGCGCCAACAGACCCAGUUCCUUUGGGACGCCUACUUCUCCUCUGUGGCCAAGAUCGUCCUAACCACCCUGGAGAUCAUUCAGGACCGUGUGGACUCCCAUAUCUCCAGAAAUCAUUUGUUGUGGAAUUCAUUGCCCGGAGGUCUCUAUGCACUCCCCCAAUACUCUACAGACCCUUCGCAGUUUCCCUUUUACUACCACAAACUGGGUAAAAGCCCCAUGCAGCAGUUCACAGCGGUCAUCCACACAGUAACACCGCUCCAGGCCCAGAUCUCCCCUGUGUUAAAGCUCAUCAUCGCUGUGGCCAAGUCCAAGUUCUGUGCACAGAUCGUGGUUUUGUGGAACUGUGACAAGCCUUUACCUCAGAGGAACAAGUGGCCCUCCACCAGUGUGCCUCUCUCUGUCGUCCAAGGACACAACCAGAUGAUAACCAGCCGUUUUUUCCCACACGAUGCCAUUGCCACAGACGCUGUCCUUAGUCUGGAUGAAGACACUGUUCUGUCCACCAAUGAGGUGGAUUUCGCCUUCAUUGUGUGGCAGAGUUUCCCAGAGAGGAUUGUGGGAUAUCCAGCCCGGAGUCACUACUGGGACAGCUCCAGGUCGCGCUGGGGCUACACCUCUAAAUGGACCAAUGACUACUCCAUGGUACUGACAGGGGCAGCCUUCUACCACAGGUACUAUCACUACUUGUUUACACGGUACGUCCCAGCCAAUCUGCUGAAGACAGUGGACCGCAUGGCCAACUGCGAGGACAUUCUCAUGAACUUCCUGGUGUCGGCCGUUACUAAGCAACCGCCUAUCAAAGUCACACAGAAGAAGCAGUACAAGGAGACCAUGAUGGCACAGGGCUCAAAGACGUCGCGCUGGGCAGACCCGGACCACUUUGCUCAGAGGCAAACCUGCAUGAACGCCUUCAGCCGCUGGCUUGGCUUCAUGCCCCUGGUGCACUCCCAGAUGAGGCUGGACCCUGUGCUGUUCCGGGACCAGGUGUCUAUCCUGAGGAAGAAGUACCGUGACAUAGAGCGAUUGUGA
Molecule: messenger RNA, 2361 nt
Organism: Boleophthalmus pectinirostris (great blue-spotted mudskipper)
Lineage: Eukaryota; Metazoa; Chordata; Actinopteri; Gobiiformes; Gobiidae
Product: exostosin-1
Exons: 12
Coding region: 1-2361 (786 amino acids)
Cellular component (GO): membrane
Molecular function (GO): glycosyltransferase activity
Source: RefSeq, a predicted model, not a curated record